Messenger RNA from Quercus lobata, 1813 nucleotides. Its product is annotated as golgin candidate 3-like. Bases 566 to 1501 code for a protein of 311 amino acids. NCBI's taxonomy places the organism in Eukaryota, Viridiplantae, Streptophyta, Magnoliopsida, Fagales, Fagaceae. The transcript is spliced from 8 exons. Gene Ontology annotation, cellular component: Golgi apparatus. Gene Ontology annotation, molecular function: small GTPase binding. The record is from RefSeq and is a predicted model, not a curated record. Gene Ontology annotation, biological process: endoplasmic reticulum to Golgi vesicle-mediated transport; Golgi organization.
CAGGUAAAGGGCGAGGCAAAAAGUGGAUUUCAACAAAAAGCUAGAAGCAGAAAAAGGAGGAUCUCAAAUCACUACACAGACAAAGUGACUGUGAAAUCAGGUUAUGAUUUUCUUGAUAUUACGGCUUUUGACUUUGUUUUUGUUUGGUUUUCAUUUAUAAGGCUAUAGGUUCUUGUUUAGAAAGAAAAAUUAUGUACACUACUUUGCCUAAAGUUUGGUGAGAGAGAGAUGGAUGAGGAGGAGAGGGGGAGGCGGUCAGUACUAAUUUUUAAUAGCAUCUGAUUAGUAUAAGUCCCUAGUGACAACCUAUUGGUUACUAUUUUCUGGAAAAGAAAUGUAUCAGUCUUUUUAUAAUAAAAAAAUUCAGGGUGGGUUUAUUUAUUUAGUUUUUGGCUUGCUCUUAAAAUUGCAAGACACGUGUGAAAGCCUGUUAGGUAAUUCUGUUAGCUUUUCAUGCUUUGAUUUCCUAUUUAACAACCGAGUAGGUAUUUCUUUCUUUCAUUAAGUAAUUAUCAAGAAUAUAAAAUUCCCUCCUAAAAUUCCCUCCUCUCCUUUGGCAACCAUCAUGAUGACUGAUCACUUCUUGCUUGAAAUCUCCAACAAAUUAAAGGAAAUAACCCUCUCUUUAGAGGAAAGAAUGCAGCAAAUGCAGCAAGAAUCUUCCGCCAUAGCUACAGUAGCUAGUCAAAACGAAUUUGAAGUCUCUGAAAAAAUGGACGAGGAUAAUGAAAUCUUUAAACUACAAAAACAUUGUCAAUAUUUGGAAGAGUAUUUGCAGCAGGAAAUUUCAAAACAAGAUUCGUCCAAGAACAUUGAAAUUCUGAAUGACUUAAUUCGUGAAAAAUCUGCUGAGAUUUUAAAUCUACAAAAAGCUUUGGGUGGCUGCACUGCUGAAAUUGAUAUACAGGAGAGACAAUUCAAAGGACAGUUGGCACGGGCAAAAGAAGAAGCAGCUAAACUUUCAAAGCUUUUGGGAGAUGCAAAUCAACAGGCAGAAGUAUCAAAGCGAGAAAAGGAAGAAAUAUUGGCAAAGUUUUCCCAAGCUGAAAAGAUGCUAGAAGAAUGGAAAAACAGAGUACAUAAGCUUGAGGAAGACAAUGCAAAAGUACAGCGUUGUCUUGAGAAUAGUAUAGCAACUCUUAAUCGGUUGUCAAUGGAUUUCAAAAAUCAUGUUGACAGGCGCCUUGUGAUCAAAUUACUAGUGACCUACUUCCAAAGAAAUCACAGCAACGAGGUUCUGGAUCUUAUGGUUCGCAUUCUGCAAUUCUCUGAUGAAGAAAAGCAAAGAAUUGGUGCUGCUCAACAAGGUGUUGUUCGUGGAGUACUAGGGCUACCUGGCCGCCUAGGUGGUGGCAUCCUGGGAGGAAGUUUGGCUGAAUCAGCGGCAUUGGAAAACCAGUCCCUUGCAGCUCUGUGGGUCGAUUUUCUUCUGAAGGAAACUGAAAGAGAGCGUAGGGAUUUGGAAGAUGAUGCUGGGAGACCUAAAAAAGAUUCACAUUGAAGAAAUUCAAAUGCUGCAGUUGCUGAUGCACCCAACACCCUGCGUUCUCUUCAUGUAAAAAGGGGGGCUAAACAAUUUGAACUGUCUUUUCACACUACAUUUUGGAGUUUCAUAACGAUAAUAAACACGGAUAAAUCUUAUAUUGUCUCAUUUCGAUUUUGUUUACCGGAACCAAAAAUUGUGGGUGCUAUGCAGUCUUGAGUGUGGUGCUAUUUCACGAUCGUUGUGGUGUGUGGUACUAUCUCAUGAUCGUUGUCAUGUGUGUAUGGAAGUCUCGGAUAUAAAAGUUGUCAAGGACUAUUCGUGUCACUU